This is a messenger RNA of Cicer arietinum (chickpea), 714 nucleotides long. RefSeq lists its product as uncharacterized. NCBI's taxonomy places the organism in Eukaryota, Viridiplantae, Streptophyta, Magnoliopsida, Fabales, Fabaceae. The record is from RefSeq and is a predicted model, not a curated record. Gene Ontology annotation, cellular component: membrane.
AAAAAAAAAGAGUUACAAACGCUCUCAAAUCUCAAGAAGCAAUAGAGUUGGGUUACAGCUUAGAGAGAAGAAGGAAGGAAGAAGCAGAGAAAAUAAAAUGGAUCCUCUAAUUUGGCACAAAGUCGCUGCAAUUUCAGGUGUAGCAGCACUUGGAUUAGGUACUUAUGGCGCACACGUCUUCAAACCCCAAAACCCUUCUUACAAAGAUGUUUGGCAUACAGCAUCUCUUUACCAUUUGGUUCACACUGCUGCGUUAGUUUCAGCUCCAAUUACUAAAUAUCCUAAUGUUUUUGGAGGGCUUCUAACUACUGGGAUCUUGGCUUUCUCUGGGUCGUGUUAUACGGUUGCAUUUCUUGAAGACAGAAAAUAUUCAACAUUGGCUCCAUUUGGCGGCUUUGCAUUUAUAGCAGCUUGGGGUAGCUUGUUUUUCUGACGACUUCACUGUUUUGGUUUGUGAUGCUACAAUAUCUAUAGAAUGUUUGUUAAUAAGCAGUUAGACUAUCAUCAUCAGAUUUUACAAUUGCUUAGAGCCUGCAUACCUCAUAUUUGUAAAUAUUUUUCUAUUUAUCUUGCCAAUGGUUUAUGCUCUUGAAAUCAAUGCAUUUACCUAUAUAUUUCACACUUGGUUACAAAACUUGUAUGCAUUUGUUUCAUUGGAUGAUGUUCCAAAAAGAUUGAAGUUUUCUGUUAAAGCGAACGCAUGCAUGUGUAUUA